Aphanomyces astaci is the source of this 1058-nucleotide messenger RNA. RefSeq lists its product as hypothetical. The transcript has 6 exons. The record is from RefSeq and is a predicted model, not a curated record. Bases 1 to 1008 code for a protein of 335 amino acids. Gene Ontology annotation, molecular function: metal ion binding. Lineage: Eukaryota; Oomycota; Saprolegniomycetes; Saprolegniales; Verrucalvaceae.
AUGCCGACGUCUCAGACAACCUCCUCUGUCCAGCCACAGCAUGAGCCGCCAUCAUCCAGAAUGACGAGCCCACCGCGGUUGUUAACCAAGCAAACGUCAGAGAUCACGCCACAGUCGGUUCGAGUCGCGUCCAUCUUUCAGCGGCAUACAUCGAUGGAAUCGUCGUCGCCGUCCAGGUUGAAAAUGCAGACCAAACUGCACUCGCCCACCCACGCCUUCAAAGUAUCGCCGUCCGAAGACAAGGUCACGUCACCAACAAAGAAGAUAAAAAAGCACCUUCGACAAGGCUUUCGAUUGUUUGCAAACGCUAGUUACAAGGACUUGCGCGAGCCAGAGAUGCAGUGGAACCGCGUGCCGGCACCUCCAAAAGACCCACGAUCCGACGAGCCGUACGCCGUGUGGUGGGUCGAAGACGAAGGCUUGCUCGGGUGCAUGAUCUGCCACGUGCCUUUUGGCAUGUAUUUCCGUCGUCACCAUUGCCGAUCAUGCGGGGACGUGGUGUGCUCGGACUGUUCCAAAGCCCGCAAGGAGAUCCCUGGACUUCUCGGAAGCAGCCAUCGUGUGUGCGACGCAUGCAUGUGUGACGGCACAUGGGUGCAGCCAACGGGACAAGAAACGACAGAAUCGGCCCAACGAUUGCAAAGCUCCGAUGAUGAUACGACCCAAGUCGAAUGGGUAGAAUUUAACGACCCGCUUCCUCCGCCACCUCCGGAAUCCUCGUCUGCAUGGGGGUUGCAAGAAAGACAACACAGCUACGCUGCAUACGACGAAGGGAAUUCAUCCCCAGGGCUGUGUGCGCCGCCUUCGAACCUCUGCCUCCCAAUGCCAGUUCCGGUGGUCGAAUCGGCAUGGGUCGCUGAUUUCGAAGACGGCACCGCUGUCAUUGGCACCAAAGUUGAAGGGCAAUACAGUAUGGAUGGAUUGGAUGUUACUUUACCCAUCUCGCCACUCGAGGUCAACGAUAUGUCAGCGUGCUGUGGCAUUCGUGGCUGUUGUGUGAUUUCUUAGACAACCAUCAUCACUAGGUAACAUGAUGAAUUUUACUGGUUUUGGGGAGG